AUGGUUCAGCAUCUUCCCUCUGCCUCUGCAAUCACAGUGCAGUCUCUGCCUCUUUCGAAAGGAUCCAAGGUCGACUUUGGCGCCCAGAUCUGCGGUGCAGACCUCGAAAACAUCUCGGCGGCCGACUUUGACGUGAUCCGAAACGCCUUGUACACACACCAGCUCGUCGUGUUUAAAGAUCAGGCGCAACUCUCGGCUGAGGCUCAGUACAAUCUCACACGCCUCUUUGACCCCGAGUCGGAGAGCUAUGGCCAUGGCAAGGCGGUCGGCAACAAGAGCGUGCUCCACCCGGACUUGAAGACAGUGCCGCGUCAGCCUCAAGUCCAGGUCAUCGGCAACGGCCCAGUAGCUCGCUACGAAGGUCUCGAGAACAUCACUCUCAAGCACCCGCACCACCGCACCUUCCACCGCCACCCCGUCCCGAUCGAGGACGACCGAACCGUCACCCGCUUCUACCGAUGGCACAUCGACGCCGCGCUCUACGGCUUGGAGCCGCCCAAAGUGACCAGCUUGAUGGCGGUCAAGGUGCCGAAAACAGAAUACCAAGUGCUCAGCUACGACGACGGCAGCGAAGACAAGCUCUCGGUGCCGCGAGGCUCGACCGUGUUUGCCAGCUCGUACCGUAUCUAUGACCUGCUCAGCGAAGAGGACAAGAAGUUUGCGCGCGAGACCAAAGUGCAGUAUGCACCGCAUCCCUACGUAUGGAUGGCUGACGCCAAGUCGCGCAGCGACGGACUUGGCAUGUUGUCCGAGGGGCUCGAGCUGGACCGAUCCCGUCUUCCAGAGGUCGACGAAUCCAAGAUCAAAGUCUACCCCAUGUGCUGGCGAAACCCAGUGACGGGCAAAUUGGCGCUGCAGGUGCAUCCGUCGGCGAUCGAGAAGCUCCACCUGGCCGAUGGAAGCGUUAUCGACGAUCUGGAGCAGGUGCGAGAGAUCGUGCACCGGCUGCAAAGACCUGGCAUCGCCCCCGAGCUCGUGUACGCCGUCGACUGGGACGAGGGCGACCUGGCGCUGUUCAACAACCACGGCGUUCUGCAUUCAGUCACCGGCUCGUUCAACCCGGACGAGGUCAGGAUCUUCCGACAGUGCAACUUGGCUGCUAGCGAGCCUCCUCUUGCCCCUUGA
Molecule: messenger RNA, 1125 nt
Organism: Sporisorium graminicola
Lineage: Eukaryota; Fungi; Basidiomycota; Ustilaginomycetes; Ustilaginales; Ustilaginaceae
Exons: 1
Coding region: 1-1125 (374 amino acids)
Molecular function (GO): oxidoreductase activity
Source: RefSeq, a predicted model, not a curated record